Messenger RNA from Acomys russatus (golden spiny mouse), 994 nucleotides. It is a transcript of the gene Sdhaf4, whose product is annotated as succinate dehydrogenase complex assembly factor 4. Gene Ontology annotation, cellular component: mitochondrion. The transcript has 3 exons. The record is from RefSeq and is a predicted model, not a curated record. NCBI's taxonomy places the organism in Eukaryota, Metazoa, Chordata, Mammalia, Rodentia, Muridae. The coding region runs from base 1 to 501 and encodes 166 amino acids. Gene Ontology annotation, biological process: mitochondrial respiratory chain complex II assembly.
AUGAGCUCCAGGAUCCUUGCAGGAUCACGGGUGUUGAUCUCCGUCUGGAGAGCAGCAAGUAAGGCGAUCUGCUCAGGGUCCCGAGAGUGCUCGACACGCGGGGGAAGCCGAGUUCUGACAUGCGAAGGCGCAGGCACGGAGACCUGGCCGCGGUGCGCGGUGACUGCAGAAGCUUUCGGGGCGCUUGGCGGAGGGGCAGGUGGUUUGCGAGGAGCGCCUCGCAUUAAAUGCGACUCAGAAAGAUCAUCCUUUCUGAAUCAUCCUUUGAGGAAAGUGAGUUAUCAAGAAGGAAAGCCCGAACCUGCGAAGCAAGCCCUUAAGAAGUCAAAGCUGCCCGUCGGUCGUUUUGAUGCCCCAGAGGAUUCACAUGCGGAGAGAGAGCCACUGAAGAAGUUUCCAGAUGAUGUUAAUCCAGUUACCAAAGAAAAAGGCGGACCCAGGGGCCCAGAGCCAACUCGGUAUGGAGACUGGGAGCGGAAAGGGCGCUGCAUUGACUUUUAAGUCACACGCUCUUUAGCUGCAGAGUCAGCUCCUGAGUUCUGCACCCUGUAGGUCCUGUAAUUUCCAUUCUAUGUUUUAAACUACCUGUGAAGAACAAUGCUGCUCUAGAUUAGGAGAAUGGAAACACUUUCCACUAGCACACGUUAACUUUAAUGUAAGUGUGUUGGAGCAGAGACUGUGCUGGGAGCUGCAAGCCUUUGCCAUGAUCUUUCUGUAUUUAAUCAGUUGCUUAUAAAAUGCACAUGCAAAUAAAAACUUCUUAAAGAAUUUCUUUAGAUUUAUUAUUUUAUUUUAUGAGUGUUUUUCUUGCAUGUAAGUAUGGGCUUGGUGGCAGUGAAGGCCAGAAGAGGGCAUCAGAUCCCCUGGAACUGGAGCUGUGGGUAGUCAUGAGCCACCAUGUGGGAGCUGGUACCUGAAGCCAGGUCCCCUACAAGAGCAACAAGUGCUCUAACCCCCUGUGCCAUCUCUUCAUGCCCCAAGGUUUGUUUUUAUU